AGCCUGGUGAAUACAGCACUUGGUGGGCUGCGUUUGUCGAUUGAUGACCGGCUUCAUGCGCUCUUGAGUAACAUACUUCAGUUGCAUUACAUGAAUUCGGGGGCUCGGCUCUUCAUAAAUAUACUUCCUAAGAUAAAGUGAAAUCAUGCGACAUGAUACAUGCGCGCGGAGAUUGCAUGAAGCUAAAUCCUCUGAUCCGAUGAACCUGAUGCUGAACUUCAGAUGCGGAACUGCUUUCAAUUAGAAGACAAGAUGGAUGACUUUCUUCAUAGGAGUCUGAGUGUUCUGGACCGCCUCCUCCUCACACAUUCCAUCUGGCUUCAGCUGUCAAUCAACCCUGACUCUGCCCUCUGCAUCCUACAAAGAGAAAUAGUUGGGACUUUCCUGGUUUGUAAGUGUGCGUCCACUCAGAGGAAGGUGCUCUGUGUGAGGGUUCAGGAGAGCAGUUUGUCUGUCACACAAUACCCCAUCUGUGAGGAGGACUCCACCUUCUCCCUGGAGAGCUCCGCCUUGAGCUUUCCUGAUCUGUGCAGAUUAGUAGCCUUCUACUGCAUAAGCAGGGAUGUUUUGCCCUUCCCUCUGGAGCUUCCUGAAGCCAUCGCUCAAGCCACUAACCACACACAGCUAGAGAACAUUUCACACCUUGGUUUGGAGUUCUGGAGCUCCCAGACUUCCCCUGGGCCUCUCAAUGGCCCCCCAGCCAUGGCGAUGCGGCUGGCCUCCAAGGCGUGUUCGCCGUGCUUCAUCAACCCACUGUUUCUCCAGCCGGCGCAGCCAAGUCGCGGUGCCUCACAGAAGCGACAUCGCUUUAAGCGCAGCCUGCGUGUGCGCCUGUCCAGCGAGUCAUCCUUCUGCCUGGCCUCCACGGAGCCCGACAGGAGCCAGGGCGGCACGGAGGUCCUGUCACCCAGCCAGGGGGCAUCGCGGCGGGUCACUGGCCUGGGUGUACUCAGGCGCACCCCGGCUCUGGCCCCUCCCUCCGAGGAGGAGGAUGAGCAGAUGCUCGGCGACACACCUCCAAUUCCCCAGCCAGAGGACACGGAGCCAGCCCCGGAUGAGGGUGUGUGCCUGGCCCUGGAGCGACGCCGCGCCCCCUCACUCGCCGAGCUGGACAGCAACAGCUCCUUCAGCAGCCUCGAGGAUGAGGAGGCGGAGUCGCAGCUGGACCCCACCCUGCAGUGGCCGCCCAUGGCACGCGGCUCCCGCUUCCCGGUAGCAAACCCUGCCUCCACACUGCGCCGCAUGAGUGCUGCCUUCGUGUGUGUCUUUGCCCCUGAGCGGCGUGUGGCCCGACUGGUGGACGAGCUGUCCCGCGACCGGCACUCGGCAUUCGGCUCCUCCGUGCUGGAGUUCCUGGAGAAGCACAGGGAUGAGAUGAAGGCCCCACACUGGGGCUCCUCUGUGGAGCUGCUCCAGGGCCUGAGGAGGUUCCUCACCCAGGCCAAGAGCCUCCUGCUGGAGGCUGGAGAGCUGGAGCCGCCCAUCGAGACUCUGGUACCUGAGAAUGAGAAAGACCUGGCCCUGGAGAAGGCUCUUUUCGGCUGCGUCCUAAAACCACUGAAGCUCCAGCUGGGCCAGACGUUGCUCUCCCUCCACACCCAGGAUGGCUCUCUCCAGAGAUUCGCCAACAGCUUGCAGGCUUGCCAAGAGGGGGCGCUAGAGCGUCUGUGCGUGCGUGUGGGCGUUCUGGAUGCUCGUGGUGUGGAGAGAGCAAAGAAGAAGUUGAUUCUAAUGCAGCGAAGCCACUCGCCCAUAGACAAAGUGCUACUUCUGCUACAAGUGUGCAAGAGCGUUUACAAGGCAAUGGGAGGACAACCUGGUCAGGAUUUCGGCUCUGAGGAUUUCUUGCCAGCGCUGUCCUAUGUGAUUGUGCAGUGUAACAUCCCACAACUGCUGCUGGAGACAGAGUACAUGAUGGAGCUGCUGGAGCCGUCAUGGCUGACAGGGGAAGGAGGGUAUUACUUGACGAGCGUCUAUGCCAGCCUAUGGCUAAUCCAGAGUCAGCCUGGGAACUUGUCAACUAGUGGUUUAACCAAUGAGGCCCAAGAGAGUCUAAGAGAGUGGAGCAGAAGGCGGGGCCAAGAGGCCAAGAUCCAAAGAGAGAGCCAGCAGAACCAGAGAUUUGUCCGUGUCCUAUUCCAGAACACAGAGCGGAGUGGAGCCCAGACACUCCACUGGAAAGCAGGGGAGAGCGUGGAGGCACUGACCCAGACCUGCGCAGGGCUUUUUGGGGUCAAUGAUCCCCAGCACUACUGCCUCUUCUGGAGGGACGGAGGGGAGAUGAGGCCUGUCCCUGCCCACACACAGCCACACGAGCUGGGCUCGCACGGACAGAGAGCCUCCACCCUGUCCUACCUGCGUAAGGAUCAUGACUUCAGCAAGAUGCGCAGGCUGACCAGAGGGGGCGCGGUGGAUAUAGAGGAGUCCGUGUGCGAGGAGUGAAGAAGAAGGGCAAUGUGGAUUUGACUGCGUUGGUUUCCUUCGCAAGCUUGUAUUCGCUGGCCCUGUGUCCUAUAGGGAUUUGGUAUGGAGGUCUAAGUGUUUGUGUUGGUAGUUGCAUGUGUGGGUGACUGUUUAUUUCAGACCCUCCAAGAAAUCCUUGAUGCUCAGUUUGGCAUGUCAGUGUAUUGCUGAAGACACAGACAGUUCACAGCUGAACCUACAACAUCAGCUAGAAUGGAGAAAGAUGCUUGGCAAUAAGGCUUAAAGCAAUAUUUGCCAACAAAGGCAUUGGAAAGCAUCUUUUUAAUGCUUGCUGCACAGACAAUAAAUAUGUGUGGUUCUGGUUGUCGUGGGUGAGGUUGCCAAAGGUUACCGCUUGCUGAACUUCAAUACCAAAGUGUUGAACAUGAUGCUUUUAUACAGCAUCUUUUUAAAAGGUGGGUGAAAAGAUUUAAAUAAAUAAACAUAUAAAUAAAUAAAUAUAUAAAUAAAUAUAUAUAUAUGUAUAUUAUGUACAUUUCCAUGUAUGCAUCUGAGAUGCCCCAAGUGUUAGUAUGUAACAGAGUCAGUAAAAAUAAGUAAGGCUCUUUCAACUGUAGUGCUUUUGUAUGAGAAGAAGGCAGAAGAUCAUUUAUGGUCCUGUAACAACAAAUGGAGAUUGUUUUUCAGUAUAUAAAGGUUGUCUCUACAUAUCUUUUUAAACAGGAAAACUUAACAAAAUUGUACUUUAGUGCAUUUAGAAAAACGUUUCUCCUUUCCGACUGAACUCAUGUCAGCUUUCAAAACUUUCAAGACUGGUGGUCAGCCUGUGAUUCGUACCGUGUUGCAUUCACUGAAUGUGCUGUAAUGGUAACACCCUAUGGUGGUUUAAGUGAUCGCACAAACACUAUCCAAAAGACUGACUGGUUUUCAUCAAGCCAAUUGACCAUUCUGUUGCAGCCUGUUGUACUAAAUCCUCUUCAGACACUUAAUAUUGUAACACUUUAUUGCUAUGCUGUAUUGUGUGGUUUUAAACUUAUUCUAUAUGAGUACAUGAGUAUGAAUUCAGUUUCAGUGAGGAACACUUUACCAGUCAGCGCAAAUGGAUUUAUAUUUGGAUGAUGUAUUUGAAAUAUUUGAUUUUUGCAUGUAGUCACAGCUGUGAUGAGGUGUUGCUGAUGUAAAUUAUGCAUGUUUGAAUUGCUAAAGAUAAAGUAAGAUUCCAUUUUUUUCCCUGAAUGCACUGGUAUGAUUGUACUGUACUUUCGUUCCAUAACAAGCUACAUUAAAUCUUCACGAAUACUCAGAAUCUGUUCUUCAAUAUAUU
This is a messenger RNA of Electrophorus electricus (electric eel), 3748 nucleotides long. NCBI's taxonomy places the organism in Eukaryota, Metazoa, Chordata, Actinopteri, Gymnotiformes, Gymnotidae. The record is from RefSeq and is a predicted model, not a curated record.